This is a messenger RNA of Nematostella vectensis (starlet sea anemone), 1711 nucleotides long. RefSeq lists its product as uncharacterized. The coding region runs from base 100 to 1041 and encodes 313 amino acids. NCBI's taxonomy places the organism in Eukaryota, Metazoa, Cnidaria, Anthozoa, Actiniaria, Edwardsiidae. The record is from RefSeq and is a predicted model, not a curated record. Gene Ontology annotation, molecular function: oxidoreductase activity, acting on the CH-CH group of donors. The transcript has 4 exons. Gene Ontology annotation, cellular component: membrane. Gene Ontology annotation, biological process: lipid metabolic process.
AAACGAUUCUCAUUCACACAACACAACCCGUGCCGAUGUGCCGAGUAGGAGGCCACAGAAUAAUCUGAGAUCCCCACACUUUCGUACUUUGUAUCAGCCAUGGUUGUUGAGGCUAUCCCAGACGACACCCGUUAUCUUGCUCUAUGCGCUAUCGUCACUAUUGCAAUGCAGACUUCUUUCUUUAUUGUGGCUGCAUCGUGCAAAUUCGACAAAGUCACUGACUUUGCUGGUGGGACGAACUUCGUUGUGCUUGCUAUUUUGACGUUUUGUCUCGCUCAGACAUAUGCUGACCGUCAAAUAAUGGUAACCGUAUGUGUUACUAUAUGGGGCUUGAGGCUCUCAGGCUACCUUCUCUACCGUAUUAUCAAGAUUGGUGAAGACAAGCGUUUUGAUGAUAAGCGGGAGAACUGCUUGGCAUUUGCAGGUUUCUGGGUUUACCAAGCAGUGUGGGUUUUCACCGUUAGUUUGCCUGUCAUGAUGGUCAAUGCACCUCUAAGUAAAAACUUGGUACCAUUAGGGGCAGCAGACUAUGUGGGCGUGGCUAUCUUUGCCAUUGGUCUGUUACUAGAGGCUGUCGCUGACCAGCUUAAAUUCAACUUCAGGAAUAACCCUGCCAAUAAAGGCAAGUGGUGUACAGUAGGACCCUGGUCCUGGUCUCGACAUCCUAACUAUUUUGGCGAGAUGUGCUGUUGGUGGGGUAUAUUUAUCAUCAGCUGCAGCAUCUUGAUUGGUGGCGAGUGGGCAGCAGUGCUAGGGCCUAUAUUCUUGAUGGCUAUCUUGCUGUUUCUUAGCGGCAUCCCCUUACUGGAGAAGAAGGCUGAUGAAAGAUAUGGAAACCUUGAAACAUACAGAGAGUACCGAAUUCGCACCAGCCCCCUCAUCCCUCUACCCCCGCCGCUGUACGCGGCUCUGAACAACAUCUUGAAAGCUAUCUUUUGCUGUGAGUUCCCCCUGUACAACCAUCUCAAGGAUGAGCCCGGAGAGAACUCAUACAUCAAGCAACAAGAAUCAUCCGGCACCAGUCAACCUCAAACUGCAUAAUUUGACAUGCAAACCAAUCAUAUAAGCAAUUGUAGUUUUUUUGUUUGUUUUUUAUUUAAUAGAAAAUUACUGAUCAAAAUCAACAGGUUGGUGAACCCCAAAUAUAAAUAAUCAACUCUUGUAAAUUGACAGUUUCCUGGCUUUAAGAAAGUAGAAUGGUUGCAUAACUUCUAGUGGGUAUACACGCACAACAACUACAUUGUAGAAUUGAUCUGUUGUUUAUAUGUAAACAGCUUGUUUAUCUUUUUUGAUGCUGAACAGAAUCAUCAACAGGCUCUGCUAAGGAGUAAAUCACAUGAAACCCUUUAUAAAAAUAUAACUUAACCUAAGUGAUUCUUUUGUAUUUACUUUUUUGCAUUGAAUCUCUUCAUUUUUUUUAUACUGUUCAAAAGAUCCAUGACAUUUGGCCUGGGGGAAAUUAUGCUCAAGUUUUAUAAAAACAUUGUUUCAUACUCACGAGAAAACCAAAGAUCAGCUAAAACAAUAACCAUAGACUCAUAUUAAGAUCUUAUUUUAUCUGUCAAAGUUGAAUAACUAAAUGGUAAUGUAGUUUAGUUAUUGAUAAUUGCAAGUAGGGGGCAGCACAUAUCUAAUAAACAUUUUAAGAAUGUUUGUCAGAAACCUCUUUGUUAUGGUUAAACAUUUGAAAGUACAAUUAAUAAUGAAUUUG